AUGAUUCUGACUUCUAAUCUGACACUGACUCUUACUCUAACUCCUACUCUGACUCCUUUUCUGACUCCUACUCUGACUCCUACUCUGACUCCUACUCUGACUCCUACUCUGACUCCUACUCUGACUCCCACUCUGACUCCCACUCUAACUUCUACUCUGACUCCUUCUCUGACUCCUACUCUCACUCCUUCUCUGACUCCUACUCUGACUCUGACUCCUUCUCUGACUCCUACUCUGACUCCUUUGCUGACUCCUACUCUCACUCCUUCUCUGACUCCUACUCUGACUCUGACUCCUUCUCUGACUCCUAAUUUGACUCCGAUUCCUACUCUGACUCCCACUCUGACUUCUACUCUGACUCCUACUCUACUCUCCUUCUCUUUCUCUUACUCCUACUCUGACUUCUACUCUGACUCCGACUCCUACUCUUACUCCUACUCUGACUUCCACUCUGACUCUGACUCGUACUCUGACUCCUUCUCUGACUCCUUCUCUGACUCCUACUCUGACUCCCACUCUGACUUCUACUCUGACUCCUACUCUACUCUCAUUCUCUUUCUCUUACUCCUACUCUGA
This is a messenger RNA of Drosophila arizonae, 576 nucleotides long. RefSeq lists its product as uncharacterized. NCBI's taxonomy places the organism in Eukaryota, Metazoa, Arthropoda, Insecta, Diptera, Drosophilidae. The record is from RefSeq and is a predicted model, not a curated record.